Messenger RNA from Trachymyrmex septentrionalis, 1126 nucleotides. Its product is annotated as eukaryotic translation initiation factor 4E type 2-like. The record is from RefSeq and is a predicted model, not a curated record. Lineage: Eukaryota; Metazoa; Arthropoda; Insecta; Hymenoptera; Formicidae. Gene Ontology annotation, biological process: translational initiation. The transcript has 6 exons. Gene Ontology annotation, cellular component: cytoplasm; eukaryotic translation initiation factor 4F complex. Bases 223 to 879 code for a protein of 218 amino acids. Gene Ontology annotation, molecular function: translation initiation factor activity; RNA 7-methylguanosine cap binding.
GGAAGAUGAACCGUGCAAGAACUUUAGCUAAAAAAAGCAGGCCUCGUAUUAAUUCCACCAUGGUGCUGCCGGUGCUGAAUGAUCAACAGUUUACCGAAAACACUACAGGUGUGAAAGUUGACGUGCGAGUGAAGAGACAAAAAGUUUCACGAAGCUUUGUUAUAUUCAUACGCGAUUUAAUAUUCCUUUGGAGCACGCAUUUUCGUCCCGGUAGCCGCAAGCAUGUCCAAUAAGUUCGAAACCACUUACAGGUUGAAAUCCACAGAAGACAGUGGAGAUGAAGAGUCUCAAUCAAAGGAUAAUCAAAAGGCAGAAAAGAAUCCAUUACCUUCAAUAGAGAUAAGUCCAAAUGAGCAUAAAUUACAAUAUGCUUAUGCACUGUGGUACAGCCGGCGUAGUCCUGGCAAGACUAAUAUACAGAGUUACGACCAAAAUUUAAAAUUGGUCGGCAGAUUUGCAAGCGUAGAGCAGUUUUGGGGUCUUUACAGUCAUUUAGUACGACCAUCGGAUCUUACGACACACACAGACUUCCAUCUUUUCAAAGUUGGCAUAAAACCCAUGUGGGAGGACGAAGCGAAUCAAAAAGGUGGCAAGUGGAUAGUGAGAUUACGAAAAGGUUUAGUUUCUAGAUGUUGGGAAAAUCUUAUAUUGGCAAUAUUAGGAGAACAAUUUAUGGUAGGAGAAGAAAUAUGCGGCGCCGUUGUAUCUAUAAGAUUUCAGGAGGAUAUAAUAUGUGUAUGGAAUAAAACAGCGUCAGAUGUGACGAUAACAGCAAGAAUUAGAGAUACUUUGAGAAGAGUAUUACAUCUUCCACCUACUUCCACUAUGGAGUAUAAAACCCACAACGACAGUUUGAAGAAUGUACAUCGAAAUCUCUAAAGCUGUACAAUUUUGAAAAAAAGACAUAUUAAAACUUCCCUGACAGACUUAAGCCGAUUCUGAUACUUCCCAAAGGAUCACGUAUCUGAUAACAAAACAGUAAAAAAGACGUGAAAUGUUGGGAAAUAUCCAUUUGAUGAUACACUUCAAUCAUAAGUAUCUGUGUUGUAACUUAUGUAAAUAAUGACUAUAUGUCAAAAUAAAUAAAUAAAUAUCUUUAUUUCCAUGAUGUUUAAUAUGAGGAAAA